This is a messenger RNA of Lecanosticta acicola, 1890 nucleotides long. Lineage: Eukaryota; Fungi; Ascomycota; Dothideomycetes; Mycosphaerellales; Mycosphaerellaceae. The record is from the annotation of a GenBank genome assembly.
AUGCCCGCCACCACCACCACCGCCCACGCCCUCGCGCACCCCCUCUCCCUCCUCCUCCGGCACAUCGACACCCACCCCUCCACCCUGACAACCCGCCAAGCCCAAACAGCCUACCUAACGACCCUCACCCGACAACACAACUUCCCCUACUACUCCCCCACCUACGGCCACACGUCCCACGACGCGAAAUCCCUGCGCGCCGCUCUGGUAGCCAUAAUGCGAAAUUGCAAAGCCCCCGGAGUAGAAGUGACACCGGGAAAGAAGCCGAUCGAUGAGUUGUUUGCGAAGGGACGGGGGGUGUUGAUGGAGGGGUUUGUGAGGGGUGUUGAGGAGGCUGCUGCUGGGGGAGGGUUGGAGAGUGGAGGAGAAGACGAAGAAGAGGAAGAGGAUGAUGACGAUGGGACGGGCGAGCCGGUGGAUGUGGAAGAAGAGAGGAAGUUGAGGGCUAUUCUGGAGGAUGAACAUUCGAGUGAUGGGGAGUAUGAGCCUGUUGCUGUUGGGAGGAGGAAAUUGAGAAGGACGACAAGAGCGAGGCGGAUAGGGGGGAAAGAGUCUUCGGCGGUACCUGUUUCGAGGACUAGGGUUUGUCGUGUCGCCGCGGCGGAGGAAGAGACGAGUACCUACUUGAAGGGAAUGCCAGAGGUAGUCCAAGACCACGCCGAUCUUCGCUUUAUACCGCAGUCCAGUGCGUCCGUUUCGCAGGCAUCACGGAGGCAUAGCAGUACCUCUCCUUCACCAGGGGGAAGAGAGACGGCGGCUGUCGAGGUCAGCAAUACGUCCCGAGCAUCUGAAGACCGCAGAAGCGUCGUCUCAAUCGACAGCCACUCGCAGCUGAGCAGCACCGCACAGAUCAAGACGUCCAAGCGGAAGCUGUCCUAUAUUCAACUUAUAACCGACGCCGGCGGCGAAGGUGACGAUCAGGUUAUAGAAGCACAGACCUCUUCAGAACAGCGGCGAAAGGCGAGGAGGAGACGGAGGUCCAGCUUUAGUCAUCCGAGUGGUAGUACGGCACCAGCUGUUGAUGGCUCGAAUGCUCGGUUAGAAAUGAGGAUCUCGGAGGGUGGCGAUGAUGAUGAUGCGACCUCACGGCUGCAGCUGCAGUUGAAUCUGCCUCGCGGCGAAGACAUUGGGUGCUGGGUGCAGGAGCUGAAGCAGAGAAUCGAAUCCGCCGUUGCUGCGUUCUUCACACUCAUCGACCUAGACCCGUCGAAAUCAGCAGACGUCGUUCUCCGCCCGAGUGCAGACCUCAGAGCGCUCUAUGGCAAGUCCCUCGGCGGGACAGACUGGAAAUCGACCGUAUCGUAUCUGAAAUCGAAACGUCGUUUGCCCGCAAGCGCCUUCCUCCAGAGCCUCAUUGCAGCCUUCCUCGCCGAUGAGGUCUUGGACGGAGCAAGUGUAGGUUGGGAAUCGACGCUCGCGUUGCUGAGGGAGGACAGCCCGUUCCAGAAGUACGCUGCACCGCUUCUAGGACAUACCGAGGCGCGCGUCCUGCUUCGAGAAGCUGCAGCAGCUCAGCUUCGCGAUGGAGACUUCCUGGAGUCUGAGUUGAGGCCAUGCGCCAGGGAAGUGGCCGCUGAUCUCCGCCUCGUUCUACACGACCAUUUGGAGCUCUUCGAUCAAGCAGACGCACAGUGGCAUGGUACAUUGAUACAAGACUUGCAGGAUGUGUGUGAGGUUGCAUUGCAGCUGCGUGGAUGGUUGGACGUCCUGGGAGGGAGAGUGGACUGGGUGUGGUAUAGCUGCAGGCAGUGCCGCGAGGCGGAUCUGCAGGUUGAGGACGAGGGUGCAAGGUUGGUGGAGCGAGAUGUUGCUUUUACCAUCUUUCCAGGCCUCGCCUGUGCUGUCGCCGACGAGGAAAUGGCCGUUCCGGCGUCUGUAGUGUGGUUCUAG